CUAUUGGCUGGUUUGCUGGCUUUUGGGCAUUAAAAUGCUAUACAUUUACAGAGGGGUGGGGCAGGUAUGAAGUGUUGUCUCAGGUAAGAAAGUUCAGAUUUCCUUGAAGGUACAGGGUGGCAUGAUAUCCAUACAAACUUCUGUUUCUCAUCUAUACUACGAGGGGGUUCUUAUCAGUGAAGAAUAAGAGUUGCUGGUGUUUAUUGUCAAGUUAACACUACUGUACUACUUCUAUGGAAAAGGUGGAACUAAAUGUUGGUAUACAGUGCACGUUUUUAAUAUAGACAUCGAAGCAGAAAAGAAUAUUUGUGGAGUUGAUUUUAUGGCUUGUCAUAUUCUGGAAAUAAGUCUCUUUGCAGUCUGUGACUUGCAGAAUACAGUGGAUGUUGAGUGUCUUUUUCUGUGCUUGCUGUCUCACUCUCUGCCUGGUGAAGGCAUCACAAAAGGCAGUCAUCAGAACUGAAAACAGUGUAGAGAUCUCGUGUGAUAUUGUUACUUGACAAGGAUCAAAGAAUGAGCAUUUCAGAUGUUUUUAUUGAAUCUAGCAGUGACGUUCCUUGGGCAUCCUGUGAUGCAAAACAUCGUUUCUUGUCUGUUGAUGAACAGCUAACAAAUUCGUAUUCUGGGGAAUGCUGGGAUACAUCUCCAAUACCUGUGUUAACGAAAUCUCACUUGAGGGCUUCACUGCGACUGCAGGAUCCAUUCAGGCGCCAUAGCUGGGAACCAGGAAAACAUAUGCAGGAUGAUGCAGAUUAUGACCAAAGAAGUGUAAGUUUAGAGGGCCUGGAUCCAGAUGAGAUUGAGAAAACAUAUGGGGUGAAAACAUCCAUUUGUAAACAAGACCCUCGCAGAGCACCGAUUCAUAGCACAGCUGAUUUAGAGUCUCUCCUUUUACUGGAAGAAGAUCUACAGCUUGUCGAUGAUCCUAGAGUAUUUUUGCAAAAAGGGUAUUUGUCCCAGAUGCACCAUGCCAAACGACUGCAGGCCUACAGUGCCUCGGAGCCUUCUAUCUGUGCAUUUGUUCAAAAGUCUGAUACAGGAAGACUCAGAAUUCAAGACCCAGAUGAAAUCUCACUGUGGUCCCUGAAAACAGGCUUAGCAGACAGUCAAAGCUUACUAAAUGUUGGAAGUUCUGAAGACCUGGAGUGGGAAGACAAGAAAGAAAGUGCCCUGGAACGCACUCUGAGUUUUUUCAAAAAAAAGAUGGCUGGAAAAUCUAAGUUCUGUGUCCCAGAUGUAGUUGCAUGAUGCAAGUGCUUGGACCCUCAAGUGAUGACACAUUCCUGGAAGAUGAACAUACUACUGCAUUGCAACUGAACCAAAGAAGGCGAAUAUCAGAGAUGUCAACAGUCAAAGCAGAGCAAAGUAAUAGUCACUGCAAAUACCCUUAAUAUUGGAGAGAUGCAUACCACAAAUAAAAAUCAUCCUUAUGUGGGUCACAUCAGGAGCAUCUUGUGAGGGCCAUGGGCUUCAUUUGGCCUACAUACCAGGACAUUGAGACCUCUGACUUUCAUGAGUGCAGAAACAGAUCAAGAGUUCACGGGUGAAGUUGUUAUUAAUACCUGUGUGUUCAGUUACAGUACCUAUUGAGCUAUAUACUGAUUGUACAUGAUGAGAAAAGGCAUACAUUUCAGCUGGUUUCCAUAAGUGGUGCACAGAUGUAUGCAACGGAAAUGUUUGACAUUAAUCUCACAUUAAAUUAACUUGUAUGAUAGUAGCUUUAUAUCACCAGAGAUGUAACAGGUUUUAAACUCUAAAUAAAUGCAUUGCUCCUUCACACACAGACACAAACACACAUACAUGUAAAACAAAUAUACAGGCCUACACUCACAAACAUACAUUCACGUAUGCUCACAUGCACGCAAACACAAGUGCACACACACCAUUUUAUGUAUAGUCACACAUUUUCUGGGAUGCCCUGAUAAAUGGGUGCCUAUAGAUGUCUUGCACAGAUGGUACAUGGACUUCCCCUAUCCUAAGUCAAUCAAAUGUUAGUGCAUGCAGCUUUUUGACUGCAUUUAUGUGAAAGUUUGUUGGCCUUUGUUGAUGUUCUAUAGUUUUUGUGGUAGAAUUUCAGAUAAAUUGCAUUACAGAUUGCAUACUGAGCUGCAGGCUCUUGAAAUUCAAAUGUAUUGCAUAAAUUAAACCUUGUAGGAAUUUAGUGCAACCAUUUCACAUUAUAAUGGCAUUUCUGCUGCAAGUAAAGUUGUGGUUGACUCAGUGUGACAAGAAUAUAUUUUCCAUAUUGUUAGAUUUGGGAAUAAGUAUUAACAAAGAAGUAUGUUUUUCCUUUCUGGGACAUUUCUCAUGGUUCAAGUGUACAGUAAGUGGGGGCUGAUUUGGUCACACAUUUAUUAAACUAUAUAUACCUUACUUGGAGUAUAUUUUUGGGUCCCUACCAACUUACUGAAUAGCAGCAUACUGAAGGUCGUAAUACUGAAUGUACAAUAUUGAAAUGUCAAAACACUAAAAUGUUGAAAUCAAAUUAUCUACUCCCCUACGUGUGUUGAGAGUUGGUGUAGCCCCCCACCCCCACCCCGAGGACCCACUUUAGUUCUCAUUUCUGAGUUUCACUACCAAGAGAGUGAUUGAUAUUGCUUGAUGGGCUAUGUGCCGAUGCAUACAUAAAACAUGUAUGUUAUUAAGCUAUCACUAAAUAUUGUGAGUUCAACAUUCUGACAUUUCAGAGUUGUACAUUCAGUAUUAUGACUUUCAGUAUACCACUAUCCAUUAAAUUGUCAGGCACUGUAUUUCUACACAUAGCCCCCCCACCAGAUAUUUUUAGAUCUAUGACUGAGUUUUUACCUACCAUACUGCUUAUCUGGUGGUGUGAUGUCUAAUAAUUAUAUAAAUUCGCUGAACAUCUGAAGUUAGCAUGGUCUGACUUGAAGGUUAAAAUUACUUCCAGUUAUAAGAAAAUGCCCUUUUUUCUUACCAGUGUUGGCUUAUCAAUCCAACCACAGGGUAUGCUGUGAUUAUAGUACAUAGCUGGGGUACAUAAGGAGGGGUGUGGAGCAUACAAGACAUCAAAGUAACACAAAAAUUAGGCUCUAUGAACAAAAAACAGAAUGAAUCAAAUGAGAAGAACACUUUGCUGGCAGCUACAAAUUACAGGGCAAAGUUAAACUGCUGUAUUUUAAGUGAAAGUAAAGUAUAAGAGUUUUUUAUGUUUUAAUAAGAGUUCCAUCAACAUUACAUAAUGUACUAAUAUGAUGUUUGAAGGUUGACAUGUACAUUAAAGUUGUAUUUCUAGCAGUGCUUUACCUGCUUGGCUGUCUGGCAUAGAGGGAUAACGUUUUUGUUUUCUCUUACAGUAUUUUGCCUGAUUACUUAUAUCUGCAAUGUUCUAAUAUUCAUAUAUAGUUAGAUAUUUGUAUGUUUGUUAUUUUCUUGUCUUUAACACACUUUGGAGCAGAUCAUGGCUGGAAAAGGUCAGCCAACAAGUUCACUCAUCCAGUUAGCAAAUGUAUAAAAAAACUGACACAAACAAAUUUGAUUUUCUAAAAGCUUAAUCUUUUUUUUUUUUUUUUUUUUUUUUUGGAAAAACACCAGCAGUGUUCCUCAGACCUUAGUGCUGGGCCCCCUCCUCUUUGGCAUUUCCUUCUCUAAUAUGGAAGUGUAAGUCAUAUGGCUAUGUUAUAUGACUAACAAAGUUUGCUGAUUACAACAAACUGGAUGAUUUUGUAAAGUCCCCCACAGCAUCAGCUAUACAAGAUCAGUGCAUGGUGUAACAACCAUGGACCUAGACUUGAUGUCAGAAAGGUGUACUACAGUUGUGUUUGGAAAAAGUGCUCCCCCUAGUUCCUACCAUACAGUGCACACCCCAACCCUUAAAAGUGAGGGAGAUUGUAGAUCUGGGCACUUUCUUUAAUAAUGAACUAUCCUUCAACCAGCAUGUACCAAUCGUAUUUCGAAACUCAUUCUAUGUAGUGCAAUUAAUCUCCAAGGGUAGAGACACCCGAAUCAGGGAUGUCCGGCUUCCUCUUUAUACAGUCCUCAUUAUACGCAUCAUUGAAUACAAUGCAGCUUCAACAUGUACCUCUCCAAGCACCUUACCCAGCUUGAAAGACCUAUAGAGUCCUAACGAAGAAAGUUGCCAGACAGACUAGAAGCUGUCUCAUAUGGCUCCUGUGUGGGGAUCUCUUCUUAGCUUUACUGAAUCUCCUUCACCUCCAUAAAACUAAUGGCACCACAAAUUCUUUAGUCUCCAUACCACAUAAAAAGGACUUGCUAGUAUAAUAGAUAGUUAACAUAAUAAAUUACUUACAAGUGAGACAGACUUCCCCAACAGAUUAAACAACACAGCACCUUAGCUCCUUUUAAAUCCAGACUUGAUGAUUUUAUGGGUAUUCGCAAAUUCAUCCUCUUGAGUAUGUUGUAAAGCUGUCUUUGAUCGGGGAGCUAAUAUACUUUUUCCCACUGGCUAGACUUCUCAGUAGUAAAUCAGCUCCAAGUCUAGUGAUUCUGUAAACCUGUGUGUAUGUUAUGCUGCCAAGACGAAAUAGCAGUGUAGCUUAGUAGUUGAGCAUUAUUUAAUUCCCACAAAGAGCUCUGUAAACAUUUGGACAAGAUAUGUUUUGAGCACAAUAGUGUUUGGUAUUUCUUACCUUCUGGGUUAUCAUGCACAUAAUUCUAGGGCUGUAACAGUGGGGCAUGCUAUAUAAACUCUUUGGAUAUUAUCUGAAUGAACCAGUGGCCUGAGCUCCAAAUGGUUUUCGCAUACUUCACUUGCACAGACCAGUUUAAGCCAAAAUGAACCUGUCUGGUUCAAGCAGUAACACAAAAAAGGGAAGCAGAAUUAUGAAGGUGUGUAGAAUGUUUGUGGCCUCCUUCCACUGCAGACACAGCAUCACUCCCCACGUCAGUAUCCCAGCCUGGUCCUGGCACUCAGUGUCUAAGCUUCUACUGCCUUUUCUUUCACUAGACCAUUUUUGUAAUAGCCUGCCCACAGUUACGUGCUUGUCAGUCUCUUGCCUCUAUAUUCUUCUCCCUGAUGGGCCAGUAGUUUGUGAAUUGCCGUAUCCUUCUAACAGUUCUUUUUACAUAACAUUACAAAAUUUAUAUGCUCAACUUUUCUCAAAAUCUCAAACAUUUCUGAAAUAUACCAAGCUCUCAAAAUCUCUUUUAUACUUCACUUCACAACUACAUCACUGCGGUGAUAUCCACCCUAAUCCUAGUCCCAGAAUGUUCAUCAAUAACCCACCAUCCCCACUAUUUCACUACCUGGUACUAGAAUUCCAGCUCCCCUGAAGGGCUCUAACCUCCUGCUUUUUAACUUGAAUCUUAGGAGUAUAAUCAACAAAGGUACAUGAUCUCCAAACCUACCUAUCUCAAUACUCUCCCAACAUUGCAGUACUUACUGAAACCUGUCUGAAACCUGAAAUUAAUAACAAUGAAAUUCUCCCUCCAGGUUACAACAUGCAUAGACGGUACAGAAAAAAACAAACCUGGUGGUGGAUUAGCCAUAAUGUAUAAACACAAUUUAAAACUAGAAACU
This is a messenger RNA of Protopterus annectens (West African lungfish), 5497 nucleotides long. Its product is annotated as A-kinase anchor protein 13-like. Bases 514 to 1248 code for a protein of 244 amino acids. NCBI's taxonomy places the organism in Eukaryota, Metazoa, Chordata, Ceratodontiformes, Protopteridae. The transcript has 7 exons. The record is from RefSeq and is a predicted model, not a curated record.